AUGGCGGACGAGGAGAAGCUGCCGCCCGGCUGGGAGAAACGCAUGAGCCGCAGCUCAGGCCGGGUGUACUACUUCAAUCACAUCACUAAUGCCAGCCAAUGGGAGCGGCCAAGUGGCAACAGCAGUGGCAGUGGCAAAAAUGGACAAGGGGAGCCCACCAGGGUCCGCUGCUCACACCUGCUGGUCAAACACAGCCAGUCACGGCGGCCCUCAUCCUGGCGGCAGGAGAAGAUCACCCGAACCAAGGAGGAGGCCCUGGAGCUGAUCAAUGGCUACAUCCAGAAGAUUAAGUCUGGAGAGGAGGACUUUGAAUCCCUGGCCUCACAGUUCAGCGACUGCAGCUCUGCCAAGGCCAGGGGAGACCUGGGUGCCUUCAGCAGAGGUCAGAUGCAGAAGCCAUUUGAAGACGCCUCCUUCGCGCUGCGGACAGGGGAGAUGAGCGGGCCUGUGUUCACGGAUUCGGGCAUCCACAUCAUCCUUCGCACGGAGUGA
Molecule: messenger RNA, 492 nt
Organism: Rangifer tarandus platyrhynchus (Svalbard reindeer)
Lineage: Eukaryota; Metazoa; Chordata; Mammalia; Artiodactyla; Cervidae
Source: the annotation of a GenBank genome assembly